AUGAGCAACGAACCAACACUACUCACGCCUUUCUGCCACCAACCGGAUCCCAAGUUGUUCUUCCAGAACAAAGAAUUGCCACAUUUUGCGCCUUCCAAGGAUACUCUCGUUCUGCUGUAUCCAGGUGAGGCAACGGGCAGCGGGUUGGUUUUCAGUCAGCAACACAAGGUCGCUUCUUGGAUCGACUCCGAUCUUCAACUCCCGCCAAAGACAUCAUGGCUUCCUCUGCCUAAGAUCUUAGAGCGGUGGAUCCAGAUGUGGGAUACUGGUAAGAUCACGCCAGAACUGAAGCUCGUUUCUUGGAAUGAAUGGGACCUGCCAGCGUCUCUCCGUGCUUGGGCUGAGUUGGGCGAUGCCAUCGAAGCUAGACUGCCCACUUCAGUGGCACGGCAGACCACGUACGAACCACUCAUUAAGCAAAGUGUCGCAGAGAAGUGGAUAGAACAGUCGUUCCAGUACGCAUUCCUCACACGAGCCCGUCGUCCAGCGUUUGGCAGCAUCGCACCAGGUGUGAGCGUUUGGUCAACCAAGUUGUUGGAAGCCUUGCACGCUGCGGAGCCGGAAGACAGCGAACGCAAAAAGGUCAUUGGCCGUAAACCCGGAGACCCCAAAGACUAUCAGUCAGCUCUCUCCUGCGACCUGGCACCUACAUUGCUAUGUCCUGGCAGAGCCGUGGAAACCAGUUGGCGCGAUCAUUCGAAGCCUUCACUGAGAGGCUACAAGGGAAGAGGGUCAGCUUUGUUGAAUCGGAGAGCCGGAUUUUAUCUCUGUCCUGAUGAAGAUUGGAGCGAUGCAAUCGUCUUUUCUGAUGGUAGAGGUAGGGAAAACCUCUUCACCUUCAGAGGAUCGUGUCCGUGGAUGCCUGGCAGACCACUGGCUCUUCUACGCGAUGUCCUCCGAUUCUGGAAAACACUAGUUGUCGACGGAGUCUGGACGAUUGGUGAUGGAGGUGUAUCAGGAAACAUGCCACACUUCCAUUUUCUGACGGGGACAAGGAAAUCGAUCAACGUGGCGGGCACUCGGACUCAUGUGGAUUAUUGCGCUGAUUGGGAAGUCGCCGCGUCGUUCUGA
Molecule: messenger RNA, 1071 nt
Organism: Aureobasidium vineae
Lineage: Eukaryota; Fungi; Ascomycota; Dothideomycetes; Dothideales; Saccotheciaceae
Source: the annotation of a GenBank genome assembly